CCUUAAACCCAAGUUGAAUCCAAAGAAUCUGCGGAUCACACCCCUUCAGAAGGCAGACAUUACGUUCCCCCUCCGUUUUUUCUAUUCUCUUCUUCUCUCUGCCCAUUUCCGUCUGUACUGUUUGAUUCAGUCAGAGGCAUGUCGGUUCCUACGGGAUUUUGAGCGCUCUCUCGGUCUCGUUCGGUCGCAAUCUUGGGUUCUAAAGGAAACAAAGAGGGGGGAUCGAGGAUGUUGGGAGACUUCAUUACGAGAUGCCUCUUGAUGGUCUUUGGGUAUGCUUACCCGGCAUUUCAGUGCUUCAAGACGGUGGAGAAGAAUCGGGUUGAGAUCGAAGAACUCCGGUUCUGGUGCCAAUACUGGAUAAUCGUGGCAAUGGUUACGGUCUUGGAGAGGAUUAUGGACAUUCUCAUUUCCUGGCUUCCAAUGUACAGCGAGCUGAAACUGGCAUUCAUCCUCUACUUGUGGCACCCGAAAACUAUGGGAACUGUGUAUAUCUACGAGAAUUUAUUGCGCCCUUUUGUAGCACAGCACGAGAAUGACAUCGAUAGGAAGUUGAAGGAGUGGCGUGCCCGGGCUUGGGAUUUGGCCAUCUUCUGCUGGCAGAACUGUGCGGUGUUGGGGCAGACUGCCUUUGUCCAGCUUCUUCAGUCUUUGGCCUCUCGGUCGGGGAAAUUUUCCGAGAGCGCGAACGAGGACUCGAGCAAUCAGAAGCGUUCACCGUCUCCCUCAACCUCCAUCAACCGAGCGAUGUCAGAGAGCCCAAAAUUCGAAGACGUGCAAGUUCAUCAGACCAGUGGCCAGGCAGAGUUUGUUUAUGUCGAAGAGGAGACAACACCAAAGAGCAAGCUAAGGUCACCGGUUGCUGCUGUUGCUGGAGACUCCCAAUCAGACGAGAAGUCUGACAGCCCUUGCCUUAGGCUUAGGCGCUCUAAACCCGAACCGAAUGCUAACAGUCAAACCACAUGAGGCACAAAAUUUGUACAAUCUCACCAGUACAAUGUUCUCUUUAUCUCUUUCCCUUGCAUCCUCGUAAAGUUGUAACCUUUGAGUACAUUUAUUCAUUCGUUCUUGUAUUCUGUCAA
Molecule: messenger RNA, 1082 nt
Organism: Punica granatum (pomegranate)
Lineage: Eukaryota; Viridiplantae; Streptophyta; Magnoliopsida; Myrtales; Lythraceae
Source: RefSeq, a predicted model, not a curated record